AUGAGUUCGUAUUUUGUUAACUCAACUUUCCCCGUGUCUCUGGCGGGAGGACAGGACUCUCUCCUGGGUCAGAUACCGCUCUAUUCCUCGGGAUACAGCGACCCGUUAAGGCACUACUCCAACGCGGCCACGUAUGGAGCGGCCAACAUGCAAGAGAAAGUCUAUCCCGCGUCCUACUACCAACAGUACGGCCGGGCGAGCUGCGACUACAACCCGGUGGGGACUUUUUACAAAGACGCCGAUGGUCAGUGCGCCUUUUCGAGUCGCGACGAACAGGCGCUGUUUGUUACGCAGGACCAACAUCAGCAGCGGAAAGUGGCGGAGUGUUCCGAGCAAAGCGCUGUCAACAUGAGCAGCAGCCUGGACGACAAGACCUCCACUCUCAUCUAUCCAUGGAUGCAGAGAAUGAACGCUUGCUCCGCUGGCCCAUUUGGAAACAGUGGGCGCAGGGGCCGCCAGACCUACACCCGCUACCAGACCCUGGAGCUGGAGAAAGAGUUUCACUUCAACCGCUACCUGACCAGAAGACGCCGGAUAGAGAUCUCCCACGCGCUGUGUCUGACCGAGAGACAAAUCAAAAUCUGGUUCCAAAACCGUAGAAUGAAGUGGAAAAAGGAAAACAAGCUGCUGAACCCGUCCAAGACCGAAGAAGAGAGCGAACAAAGCGAAGGCAAAGAGUUAAAAUAA
Boleophthalmus pectinirostris (great blue-spotted mudskipper) is the source of this 687-nucleotide messenger RNA. It is a transcript of the gene hoxb6b, whose product is annotated as homeobox B6b. The transcript is spliced from 2 exons. Gene Ontology annotation, molecular function: RNA polymerase II cis-regulatory region sequence-specific DNA binding; DNA-binding transcription factor activity, RNA polymerase II-specific. The record is from RefSeq and is a predicted model, not a curated record. Lineage: Eukaryota; Metazoa; Chordata; Actinopteri; Gobiiformes; Gobiidae. Gene Ontology annotation, cellular component: nucleus. Bases 1 to 687 code for a protein of 228 amino acids. Gene Ontology annotation, biological process: anterior/posterior pattern specification; regulation of transcription by RNA polymerase II.